Messenger RNA from Haliotis rubra (blacklip abalone), 1110 nucleotides. RefSeq names its product visual pigment-like receptor peropsin. Lineage: Eukaryota; Metazoa; Mollusca; Gastropoda; Lepetellida; Haliotidae. Gene Ontology annotation, molecular function: G protein-coupled receptor activity. The coding region runs from base 1 to 1110 and encodes 369 amino acids. Gene Ontology annotation, biological process: visual perception; G protein-coupled receptor signaling pathway. Gene Ontology annotation, cellular component: membrane. The record is from RefSeq and is a predicted model, not a curated record. The transcript is spliced from 5 exons.
AUGGCUGGCAUUCCAAGCGUCUCGGCUGUCCAAGGGCCUUUAGAAUGGAAAAGGAUUGUUGCUGUACACAACAUCAAGCCUCUCGAGGAUAAUGAAUACCUAGCAUCAGCUAUUUACUUGACAAUCGUAGGUGUAAUAUCGACCGUGGGCAACAGCGUCGUAUUGGCCACUUUUCUCAGGGACAAAGACCUCUUGAAGAAGCCCCAAAACAUGCUGCUGGUCAAUUUGGCCAUCUCCGAUAUUGGCAUCUCUCUGUUCGGCUACCCCUGGACUGUGGCAUCUAACUAUGCCAAACGCUACCUCUUUGGGGAGGUGUUUUGCUCUAUACAGGGGUUCAUGACGUUCACCUUGGCGCAGACCGAUAUGAACACUCUGGCAUGUCUGAGCAUAUUCCGCUACAUAACCAUCUGCUUCCCCCAAUACGCAUACUGUUUGAACCACGAAUUGACCAAGUGCACCAUUGUCUUUACGUGGGCCUACACCUUGCUAUGGACAACACCACCUCUGAUUGGCUGGAGCUCAUACACCUUUGAACCCUUCGGGACAUCCUGCUCCAUCGACUGGAGCAAUUCUGACCCCAAGGCUUUGGCGUACAUUUGGUGCCUCAUCAUCUUCUGUUUCCUCAUCCACACUGUCAUCAUGAUCUACUGCUACAGCAGCAUAUGUAAGAAAGUCCGCCAAGUGGAAGGCAUGCUGCCCCCAGCAACAAUAUGCAAUCCGCACACCGGGGAGGUCAUGCGAACCUUCAAUAUGCGAAAGGAGAAGAGAGUCACUUUUAACGCAUUUCUGAUAAAUGUGACCUUCAUUGUACUCUGGUCCCCAUACACCCUUGUCUGCCUUUGGUCAGUGUAUGACAAGGAUCUGCCAAGUUGGGUCACGACCUUCCCAACAUUCUUUGCAAAGGCUUCCUGUAUGAUGAACCCCUUCCUAUAUUUCUUGACAAACUCAACACUACGACAGAAGGCCAAACGACUAUUCAUCAGAAAUGAAAAACGCGUUUACCCGUACCCUCCACGUCCAAGUAUGCCUAGAUCUGGUAUCAACAAGGAUGGUGUUUACACCGGCAGAGUCGCCUUUACCUCUGAGAAGAUGGACACGUCUAUUAUGUGA